This is a messenger RNA of Glycine soja, 1730 nucleotides long. RefSeq lists its product as uncharacterized. The record is from RefSeq and is a predicted model, not a curated record. The transcript has 2 exons. The coding region runs from base 305 to 1324 and encodes 339 amino acids. NCBI's taxonomy places the organism in Eukaryota, Viridiplantae, Streptophyta, Magnoliopsida, Fabales, Fabaceae.
UUCCAUCGUUAAAAAUGAAUUCAUUUAUCCCUCACCAACCAGAGGCUUGAAGAACACGAGAUUUGCUUUUGUUUUUUUUGUUUUGACUAAAGUUAAGAAGAGGAAGUUCCUUCCUAGGGUUAAAAAGCCUCUCCCUUUUAAUUAACACCAUACAUGAUGCAAAGAUGAUGAUGAGUCUGAGUCUGAGUCUGAGUCUUCCUUUCCUAAUUCCCUUCCCCCUUCCAUAAAAGCACCCCCAUUCCCCAAACCUCAACAAUUAACAAAGUGAACAUCAGAACAUACAAACAAGCCUCUAAUUACAAUAAUGUCCUCAUCCCCGUUCCCUUCUUGUUUCCGCCCCUCCCCCAACGCCGAAUCCCACCCUCCUCCCCCUCCGCCGCCGCACUCCACAAUCUCCAACCUCACAAUCUACCACACCGACACAGGCCCCGUGUCCCUAACAUGGUCACGCUCCAUUGUUGGACGCUCCCUCCACAUUCAGCUCCACCAAAACCCCUUAGAUUCCCCACCCUACCCUAACCCUAACCCUAACCCCUCCCCCUCCACCACCCUCUCCUUCCACCUCCACAUAAGACCCUUCCUCUUCUGGAAAAAACACGGUUCCAAAAAACUCGCCCCCAACACCCACCUCUUCUGGAACCUCUCCAGAGCCAAAUUCGGCGCCACCCCCGAACCCCUCUCCGGCUUCUACGUCGCCCUAGUAGUCCACAACCACAUGACCCUCCUCAUCGGAGACGCCGCCAGAGACGCGUUUUCAAAGUCCAAGGCGCGCCACCCAAACACGCCGCAACUCCUCCUCCUAAAAAAAGAACACGUCUUUGCCGACAGGCUGUACACCACGCGCGCCACGUUCGGAGGUAAAGCGCGUGAGAUUCAGAUCGAUUGCGGCUACCACGACCACUCCAAGCUCUGCUUCAGCGUGGACGGGGAGAAGGUGCUGCAGAUUAAGCGCUUGAAGUGGAAGUUCAGAGGGAACGAGCGGGUUCAGGUGGACGGCGUGCACGUGCAAAUCUCGUGGGACCUUUAUAACUGGCUGUUUGACAAGAACAACAACAGCAGCAGUGGCGCCGACGCGCACGCCAUUUUCAUGUUCAAAUUCGAGGAGGACGAGGUUGAGGCGGUCGGGGGGGAUAGGAACAACCUGGUUGCGCUGUGGAAUUUGGGGGCUUCGGAAUGGGGCAAGACUUGGUCCUCUUCUUCGCUGUCGUCUUCCGGUGGGUCUUUCGGUGGAAGCUCCUCCGUCUUGGAAUGGUCCAGUGUGGAGGAGAAUGAGUUGGUCGUUCCUGUUGGUUUCUCUCUGCUCGUUUACGCUUGGAAACGCUGAAGGGGUACUAUUGGAAUUUUCGAUUGGUUUUCUUCUGUUAUGCACUGCUAACUCGUUAGAAUUUAGGAUGCAUGUGUGUGAUAUUUCCCCCACUAACCCAUUCGUUUCGUGGACAUACAUAAUUAGGGAUUGAAUAAGUGGAAUUAGAAUGUACAAGCAUAAGCAUGUGAGAAUCUAUUAGCGGAUUCGAACUUGACAAUUGAUGUUACAGAUUCUUCUUUUGGAAGUAGAUGGAACUCUGUUGUGAGUCUUUUUUUUUUUUUUUUUUAUCUUUGUACUUGGUAUCUGGUUUUAUCUGGAACUUGAUGCCAUGUAAUGUAAAUUCUUUUUGUAACUCAUUGUUUGCAGCCGAGAAUCAAAUUGAUUCAGACGUGAUGAAAACGAAUUUGUUUCAGUUUGUUGUUAA